AUGGCGCGGGAGGAGUGCAAGGCGCUGCUGGAUGCGCUCAACAGGACGACCGCGUGCUACCACCACCUGGUACUGACCGUCGGCGGCUCGGCGGACUCGCAGAACCUGCGCGAGGAACUACAGAAGACGCGGCAGAAGGCGCACGAGCUGGCGGUGGCCGCCGGCGCGCGGCUGACGGGCGCGCUGCGCGACAAGGGCCUGGCCGCCGAGGAGCGCGCCGAGUUCGAGCGCCUCUGGGUGGCCUUCUCCGGCUGCCUGGACCUACUGGAAGCCGACAUGCAGCGCGCGCUGGCGCUGGGCGCCGCCUUCCCGCUGAACGCGCCGCGACGACCGCUGGUGCGCACCGGGGUGGCGGGCGCCGCGUCGGCGGUGGCGGCGCGCGCCCUGAGCGCCCGCAGCCUGCGGCACGAGGCGGAGCGCGACUUCGACGUCGCCGACCUGCAGGAGCUGGAGCGCGAGGUCCUUGAGGUGGGCGAGAUGAUCCAAGACAUGGAGAUGAAAGUCAACGUGCCCCGCUGGACGGUGCAGGCCCGGCAGGCGGCGGGCGCUGAGCUCCUGUCCGGCGCCAGCGCCGGCGCUUCUUCGGCCGGCGGCAUGUCGGUGGAGGAGCGCUCCGGACCCUGCGACCCGAGCAAGGCCCUGGCUGCCACCCUUUUCAGCGCAGUGUUGCUGGCUGCCGUCGCCCUGGCCGUGUGCGUGGCGAAGCUGAGCUGACCCACACCCGUCUGCUACCCCGCGUUCUCCCUGGAGACACGACUACGGACGGGCCGGGGGUCCCGCCUGGUCAAGGGGAGAGGCUGUGAGCCCCGAGUGUGCAUGUGUACACGCGCGUUUCAAGCACGCGUCUGCCUGGGUGCGACAUGGUCUGGGAGGAGUUAACUUGGCGCGGGCCGCCGGAGCAUUAGUCUGCGGGAGAUUUAGACCCUAUUAAUAGAAACGGUCGCCAGUCGCCGUCCCAGAUCCUUCCGAGUUAAUGGGUUAAUACGAGUGCCGCUGGGCGUCUUUACGCGGUGCCCAGGUUCGGUGCCCCCCCCCCCCCCGCGCCCUGCCAGCGUGUCCCAUGCUCCGCGAGGGACAGUUUGGGGAAGGCGCUGAGAUGGAGGGAAGCGUGGUGGGGGAGGGAGCUGUUUUGCUCCGUGAGAGUGGUGGCUGUGUUGCCCGGACAAGAAACAAAUCGCCAUGAGAUAUUGUUGUUGUUGUUGUUAUUAUUAUUACCUUAAUCCUUUGGGGCCUAAACUUCGGGGAGUGCAAGCAGUAGGAGUUUGCGCAAAGUGCUUCCUCUAACCGCGCGCUGUUGCGCUUCUUGGCAAGAGCUUAUCCGUUAUGCACUCAGAGCAGGUGGAAGAUGCUUGUUCCUGGAAACCAAGCAGCCCAAGACCCACUGUGUUACACGUGCGUGCGGGAGCGAGCUCACUCCCCCCCUCACCCCCCAGCCAGCCCGGGAUCAGAGGCUUUGGCAAAGCCCACGCGCGUUUAAAACGCACUUUCUCCUUCACAGGGGCUUGUUUUUUUGUUCCACUGCUCGCCCCGCGUGUUUGAUCCUCCUUCGGAGGGGCGCUGGGGAAUCCUCUUUGAAGCACUUAAUCCUGUCUAUCUCCCGGAAUUUGCUUGCCGGCCAACAGAAGAGCCGGCUUUGCAGGGAGCUGCUCAGCUCCCUGCCCACCCCCCACCCCCGCAGGGGGUCAUGUGGCAUUACUGGCCCACAGAUGUUUGAGCCACUCAGCUCCGGGACUGGGAAUUUAAGAAGCUUUUUAUGAAUAGUCAUAUAAAGAAAAGGGCAGAGCCAGCUCACUUACUGUCAAAGGUGUUUUUAAUAAAAGACAUUGGGCCAAUGAGUCAAACACAGCAACUUUACGAAUACCAGUGUACUCAUGAUAUUAAAUAUAUGAAAGCCUCUGUUUACAGUCUACCUUCUGGAAGUCAGAGGUGAUAGCAAACACUGGGACCACGGGGACAGACGACAGAAUAGUUAAGUGUCCCUGCUUCUUUGGAUCAAUAAAUGAGGCAACGUGGGAAGCCUCAGGUGGGGAGUAGCCAGAGCAGCGCUGCCAUUUUACAGCUGGGGGAAAGUGAGACAGAGAACACGGAUGCCCGUGACUUUCAAAGGUGAUGUGGAAUAAAACCCAGAGACUUUGGUUUGGCUGAAAACUGAUAAGGAUUAUUAUUUAUUAUUAUUAUUUAACCCGGGUGUGAGGAAAGGGAUUAAAAGGGGGGACUGGCAGUUUUUCACAAGGGUGGCGGGGCCAAGGCCAGUGGCAGCAGGGGUGCUGUCUGGGUGCCCCAGCCUGAGCACCUCUCCCCACCGCCACCCCAUCCCACCCCACGCCUGCUCAGCGUACAGACUCCAGGACUUCAAACAGGAAAAACUCAGGUUGUUUUCAUGCAUCUCUGAUCAGGCUUUUAAAAGACUCAUGAGGUCUUAAGCGGACUAAAUAUUUUAUAGCAAUAACUAAAAUAAGAAGCUCUUCUUGCCUCGCCCAGUUUGAGGGUGGGGGAUCUGAACAGGGGCCACACUGCCAGGUCCUAGGCACCUGCAAGCCCCGGUUGCCUUUGGAGAGACACAGAAACCUCCUGAACUCCUGUUCCCAUGCACAACACAACCAGCAGUUUGUUCAUCCUUCCCCAGGGUCUCUCUUAGGUAACAGGCUGGGAUAUUCUGUGACUCAGUAUUGGGAAAUAGGCCCAAAGGCCUAGCCCGAAAGGUGUUCUGUUGUUCCUAAGACUGUAACCCGUUCUUGUCAGGUGUUUUGGUUCAUGAAGAAGAAUUGUCCCGCAGAAUGUAUUAAGGACUCAGUCCAUCAGUGUUGUAUAAUCCAGCUGAGACAGACGGGUUUCUCUCCUGUUGCUCUUGGCACCCCCUUGGCAGAUCUGUAGGUAUUUACCUACAAUCAGGUGUGGACCUGACUCUGAGGGUCCUCCUUUCCUGAAAUUAGUGAUGAAAAGUUAACAACAUAGCUGGAUUACAAUAAACAUUCAUACUGCGGCCCUGUUGACCCAAACGACUCUCUGACUUUGAAAAUGGUAAGCACUAGGAAUAUCAGGCAGUGUCUGGAGCCACACUGUUGCCUGAUAGAACUUCUGCUAUGUAACACAAGAAAAAUCACUUUCUGCCUUGUGUAGUAGACUGCUUUCCACCUAGUGUCUCUGUUCUGGUUUCUACAUAGAAUUCUAGAUAUUGCUUCCUGAUAGACAACUGAUUCAACUGGGAUGAUUGACAGCAAAGUUGUUAAUCUUCUGUAAAGAUUUGGUAUGGUCUUAUGGCAUGAUACAAGGGAUAGGGCAAAGCAUUCAAUAUGCAAAGACAAGUAUUGGAAUAUCAAGGCACUGAUUAUCAUGGGAAGAUAAUAGUUUACAAGAAUGAGUUAUGAAUAUUGGUAACAUAGUAUUUGUAGGAGGGGAAAAAGCUAGCAAAUUUUUUCAUGUGUUUUAACAAUUUAUGUUUUGAAAUGCCACAAGGGAACAAUGUCUUUGGUAAAUAAGGUUUACAGUAAUCUACAUAAAGAUGUGUGAUGGUGAAUGACAAGAAAGAGAUGUGUGAUGCUGAGUGACUUACAGGUGUUUUUGGCUGAGGUCGUGUGAGAACCCAAUAAUGUUGCAUUUCCUUUCCAGUGUGCUCGAUUGGUACAUCUUUAGCUACUCAGUUCCUUUCCUCUGCUUUGUGAGGAAUGCUUGGUAAGGAUGAGAACCCCAAACUGUGGGCCUGUGUGUGGGCCCAAGAAGCAAAGUGUUGUAGGACUCCCCUCUGUUCCUUUGGGGGUACUCCUCCCACGAGGCCUGGCCGGCAGUGAUGUGCAGGGGCGUCUGCCUCUCUCUCCAAGUACCUCAGCAGGUCAUGGACCUCCCUGUGCCUCGAACCCCCCAUCUGUGCAAUGGGGGUCCUGACUGGUGAACUCAAAGAUCCCUUCUGGAGCUGAAAACAUUAACUAGAAUGUAGUUCAACAACAGCAACAACAACAAAAGAGUUAUUCUAUUUGUUGGCUUGGUUCUGGAUUCUUUUUGUAAGUUUGUUCAUUGGUUUUGGUGCAUAUUGGAAUACAGUUUUACAGUUUAGGGAUGAUCGUCAUUUUGGUGAAAAAUUAGUACAAAAUUCUUUAACAUUAUGUAAUUUUAAAAAUCAGCAUUGACUACGCUUACUUGAUUUUAGUGCACAUCAGAAUUAGCAAAGGUUUCUAAAAAUUCAGCUGUGUGUAAAUACUACUUAUUUAUAGGGCUUAGAUUAGGAAUUUAAAUUCAGAAUGUUAAGUCAGAUUUCUGUUUUGCUUAGCAGUCAGGCCACCUGAAUGGAUUCUGAGAAGUUACAGAUAUAAAAUCCAUGGGCAGGCAUUGUGGUUUAGUGGACCAGGCUGCCUCCUGGGGUGCUGGCAUUCCAUGUGAGUCCCAGCUACUUCGCUUCCUAUCCAGCUCCCUACUGAUGGGCCUGGGAAAGCAGAAGAAGAUGGCCCAAGGACUUGGGCCCCAGGACCCAUGUUGGAGACCCAGGUGAAGCUCCUGGCUCCUGGCUUCAGCCUGGCCCAGCCCUGGCCUUUGCAGCCGUUUGGAUAGAAACUGCCUCCAUCUCUCUCUCUCUCUCUCUCUCUCUCUCUCUCUCUCUCUCUUUCUCCCCUCUCUCCAUAACUCUGCCUUUCAAAUAAAUAAUAAAUAUUUUUGAAAGAUACGUAUACAACACCCCAUCAUUAGUCCUGGAGGUGACUAAUGGGUGAGCUGCAAUCUGCCUCACGUUGGCCAACAGGAACACAGCCUGAGUUCUUGUGUGUGUGUGGCCUCAGAUUUAAGGUGGCAUUACAGGCUUCAUGUCUACUCUUUUGAGUGAAUGAUUUCUCUGGAAUGAUUAUUAAUAAGUAAAAAAUAAAGAUAAUAUGUAACAUUUAUAACUUAGGGGGGAAAGUACCCUUAAACAAUUUCAGCUAUCAACUUGUGAUUUAAAAAAAAUACUCAUUUUCUCUAUGCACAUUGGAUUGGAAGUGACCCUCAUGAGCCACAUAUUCACCUCACAGGCUUCAUUACAUACACACACGUUCAGAGAUAACCAGGAUUAUAAGACUCUGGGUUUUAGACUCAGCUUCUUAACGCAGGUACGACCCGGGAAGAACAGGUCUCCACACGAAAGCUCUUUGUGCGUGACCAACACAAAUCAAAGCUGUGUUUCAAGCGCCGCUUCCUCUGGCCUGUGGAAAGUGACCAACAGCUGACACCGCAGCCCCGAGUCCCUGAGGUCAGGAGAAGUUUUUGAGAAAAGCUUCCCAUCCCUGACUGAUUUUCCAUCUCAUUCCAGAGGAUUCUGGGUGUUUUCACUGCAGUACUACGAGACCUUGGAUAUCCUUGUGCAUAGUGUUUUAAGUUGAAAAUGUUAAGACCUGAAGGCUUAUAUGACCUAUUUAAAUAAGUUAAACGAUACCUCCCACUGUUGGAAUGAUUUUUAAGGCGUCCUUUUAAUAUGCUGGACCCCUGCGUGUAUGUAUAAGUUAGCAUAUGGAGAAGAUUUAUACGGAAAUACGCAGAAAUGAAAAUAUUUGUGAAGUUGGUGGGAUUAUGAAAGGUGUUUUUUCCAAUAUUUUUAUGUAAUGUAACAUCACUUUUACAAUAAAAUUUUGA
This is a messenger RNA of Lepus europaeus (European hare), 5592 nucleotides long. RefSeq names its product regulator of G protein signaling 9 binding protein (gene RGS9BP). The transcript has a single exon. Lineage: Eukaryota; Metazoa; Chordata; Mammalia; Lagomorpha; Leporidae. Gene Ontology annotation, cellular component: neuron projection; photoreceptor outer segment. Gene Ontology annotation, biological process: G protein-coupled receptor signaling pathway; detection of light stimulus involved in visual perception. Bases 1 to 714 code for a protein of 237 amino acids. The record is from RefSeq and is a predicted model, not a curated record.